GAACGAUAUUCGGCAUUGGAUUAGAAGCUUAAAAAAAUGGCUUGUUGAAAAGAAAGUAGUCGGAGAAAGGAAACUCAAUUUGCCCCAGUUUACGAAUUAGUUCUGGUGCAAGAACAAAACAGAUUUAUCCAUUUUAUUGUCAAGAUUUUGUAGAAGACAUUCUUUUAUUCGAUUUUACUCGGAUAGUUCCAAAGUUUACUUGUACACCUUCCCCCGGCACCGGCCCACGUGACCCCUUCGAGGGUUAGAAAUUAUGAACCAGCAAGGCGUACUACACUGCGAAGUUUGCAAUGCACAGUUGCCAAAUUUCAAUUCUAUGAAAUGGCAUAUACAAGGAAAAAAGCAUCAAAAUGCUCUCCAGUUCUGGGACAAAAAGAAGGAGACAGCCAGGCUCAGUGUCUUUGUACGCAACUUCCCGAUGGGCACUACAGAGCAAGAAUUAUGGCAGUAUUUUGCCCAGUUUGGACGUGUAACAAAAGUCACCAUUGUCCCUCCAAAGAAUUUAUAUGCUAUCAUCGAGUUCAAUAGUGCAGACACGGCUGAUUAUGUCCUGCAACAAAAUAAUCACAAGCUGAACAGCCAGAACUUAAUUGUGAAAUCUAGAGAAGUUGAGGUUCCUGGCCAACCAGCCACAAAUAGGUAUCAGCACGGGUACCAGCAGUUUAGAGGCGGUGGAAGCCUUGGGAUGGGACCAAUGAUGAGAGGGAGAGGAGGCCCAGGCCCCGGGCCAGGUCCUGGUCGUGGUGGCUACGGUAUGGGCCGGGGAGGAUACCAGGGUAACUAUGGUCCAGGUCCAAUGUAUGACCAGGGCUAUUAUGAUGAUCAGGAGCCGGGUUCCAGCAAGAAGAAAAAAGCAAAUGUUGAAGAUCAGAUAGAACAGUACUACCACGAGGAAUUGAUUGAGAAACUUAUGAAAGUGAAAGGGGUUCAGAACCAGCUUGAAUGGCUAUGCCAGAACCUGCAGGUGACGGCUGAAGAGGCUCAGACCAAGUUCCAGUUAUGCGAGAAGCUGCAGACCUGUCUUGGAAAGUUUUUCCCAG
This is a messenger RNA of Mercenaria mercenaria, 1040 nucleotides long. Its product is annotated as heterogeneous nuclear ribonucleoprotein A3-like. Gene Ontology annotation, cellular component: nuclear speck. The transcript is spliced from 6 exons. The record is from RefSeq and is a predicted model, not a curated record. Gene Ontology annotation, molecular function: RNA binding. Gene Ontology annotation, biological process: mRNA splicing, via spliceosome. Lineage: Eukaryota; Metazoa; Mollusca; Bivalvia; Venerida; Veneridae. The annotation marks the transcript as partial.